Molecule: messenger RNA, 426 nt
Organism: Gossypium raimondii (Peruvian cotton)
Lineage: Eukaryota; Viridiplantae; Streptophyta; Magnoliopsida; Malvales; Malvaceae
Exons: 2
Coding region: 1-426 (141 amino acids)
Source: RefSeq, a predicted model, not a curated record
AUGGCUUGUCCUCUAACUCAUAAAGUGGUAAAAGGUGAGCUUAAGAAUGGUUUUGAUGACUGCCUUACGAGCUUGAAUUAUUCGAAUUACCAAGGUGCUACGAUAACGAUUAAAAAAGAUUCAUUACCCACUCCAUUUGCGCAAAAUAGGGUAGUCGACGGUCUGUACGGAGGCCUGGUGUAUGAUGUUGGUAGGGUUAAAUGGAUUAUUCUUUGGACCACUCACUGUAAGGUGGCUACUAAGAUCAUUCCGACCGAAAACCAUGUUGUUUGGGAGGAUAUAGUGAGCAUCCUUCAGCCCUACGAUAGCUCUGACAACUUGCCCUUAUCAUGUGGGGGUGCAUUUGCCGCAGAAGCUCAUAUCCAUACAAAUGGAGAUGGAUCUCUAAACCCGACAGCACAAAUCAUGUGGAGCGGUUGCAAGUAA